AUGCACACAUCAACAGCAUCCACACCAAGAGCAGCAGCGCUGCUGAUCGCAGCCACGCUCCUGGUCCUCGCCUCUACCACCCAAGCGCAAGUCUCAUCCGCAUUCGCAGGUACCAGCUUCCCGCUCUCGUCCUUCUCGGUCAGCCAGACAUUCACGCCCGUCACCACGUACGCCAGCGCCUCAGGCGGCAACCCCACCGUCAUUGGCGGGCCCGGCCCCUCCCCCGCCACAGCCUCGUACCAGUUUACCUACACCGUCCCCACCGCCACCGUCCCCGCCAUCUUCCCCUCGCAGGUGUAUCAGAGCCUCGCAUCGAGUGCCGGCUACAACACGGCGAGCAACGCCAAGGACCUUGUGCCUGAUCCGAAUCACUUGCAGAUCGCCAAUGGUGCCACCGAGGUGUUGAACGUUGCCGCGGCAAAGGCGAUGUUUGUGACCGUAGCGGCUGCAGCGGUUGCGAUGGUUAUGGUGCUUUAA
This is a messenger RNA of Sporisorium graminicola, 477 nucleotides long. RefSeq lists its product as uncharacterized. NCBI's taxonomy places the organism in Eukaryota, Fungi, Basidiomycota, Ustilaginomycetes, Ustilaginales, Ustilaginaceae. The coding region runs from base 1 to 477 and encodes 158 amino acids. The transcript has a single exon. The record is from RefSeq and is a predicted model, not a curated record.